AAGAAAAGAAAAAAAAACUGAAUGCACUUGUCAAACACAUGUAAACACAGGCAAAGUGAAGAAAAAGUAGAAAUUUUUCCACAGUGCGAAAAAAAUUGAAACGACCUUAAUAGAAAAAAGAGUUUUUUUCUUUAGAAAUAAUUAAGAAAAUCUUAAUUAAAAUCAAAUAAAUUAAACAAUAGCAUUUGAUUAAGCAUGUUGUGUAAAGAAUACAUUAAAUACUCAGUGAAUGUAUAUAAGAAAACAUGGCAAAGUUAAAAAUAUUAUUACGAGGUGAUUAAUGGCAGAAGAGAAAAAAAAGUGAAAUUCAAUAGAAUGACGACGAAAAAACACGACAAUUAUUGAAAAAUCAAAGAAAUAAAAAAGUUAAUAAAAGUUCAUGGAAUAAAAUGAUUACUAACCAAGAUUAACAAACAAAGAAAUUACGAAAAAUCUGUUUAUAAUAAUGCAAUUUACACAGAAAUGAAAAUAUUAAAUAAAUAAAAAACAGUGUUGCGAAAAAAAUUCAACUUAAACAUCCAUAUACACACACACACACAUCCAAACGUACAGCUAGUACUCUCCUCUCCCGGGAGUCUUGGGUUACACUCAUACAAAAAAUAAAAUAAAAAAGAAACAAUUAAUUAUAGCAAUAUUUAGCCACAAGGAAGGAGUAAAGAUUACUCAAGAGUUAAAAAACAGAAAAAUUAAAGAAAACCAUAUAGAGGCGUUUGUUUGGUUGUUUAGCCCAUUGGCAAUGCCUGGGCGUAAGCCAUGGGUUCUCAGACCUUGGAAAUAUUACGUCAAGGCGUCUGGGCCUCUUUAACUGGUGGCUGGUUUUAUGAUCCUCAUCAAAGUGUCUUUUGCAAUGUAGUGCACUUGUAUCUAUGGUUGUUUUUACUCUGUACUCCUUUUGUGGCCUACUUGUAUUUUCCGGAAACAUGGCUAACCUGGUGCAUAUACUGCAUACUCACCAGUGUCACUGUGCUGCUGCUGAAAGUGGCCAACAUGGGUUUGCAUCGUCUGUACGAUCGAGCUCAGUCAAUGUCAGAGGCCAACAUAAAGCAACAUUUUUUCAAGGUUACCAAGGAAACGGCUACAGAAAGAAGUCGUAACAAUGAACCUGGCAUUGAAAUGAAGGUAAUGCAUGUGGGGGAAGAGGUGGAUAUGGCAGCAUCUGUGGAUAAGGCCAUCAAUGAAAUAAGUGCAGAAAAUAGUAUGGUUUCCAUCGACAAUGUCAAUAGUAUAAUUGAUUUAAAAGUCGAUGUUCACCGUAAAAAUAGUUCUGAAUCGAUUGAGUUGAUGUUCUAUGCCCCCUCUAUGAUCUCGGGCAAUAGCCAACAGGAUCAACAGUCAUUAGCUGGCACAGCUAGUAACUCAAAAUCAAUACGUUCCUCGCACACGAUUAGCCACAACAGCCACAAUAACAACAAUAAUAACUCAAUAAGCAUAACAGAUCCACAAGCCAAAUAUAUCUCAGUAUAUCCCAAAGAUAACAGUCCUAUAGCCUCCACAAGUUCCAAUUGCAACAAUAUGCAUGCCACAAAUGCUUCACAAACGAAUGCAUUAAUUGGCCCCAAACCACCACAUUUGGUAAGGAAAUCUUCAGAAAUUGUUAGAGGUCAUCAGCGCAGACGUUUGGAAAGGCAAUCGAGUUUAGAUGCAGCUGCUGAAUCGGCCAUAGUGGCCAAAUUGUUGAGACAAUACUCUGAUACAACAUCCACCUCAAAACCGUUAGCAUCAAGUUCUAUGACCUCCAAUGGAAAUGCUGAAAAAUGUGAUAGUUUUUUACACGCACAAAUAUCGAAGGCUGGUUCUUCUGCUUCCUCGACGGCAACUGGAAAUACUGGUAAUCUAGCACAGGCACAACGAUCAAAUACAACGACUUCAAAUUCGAAUGCAUUAACGGGGUCUGCAACGGGCUCAGCUCUAAAGACGACACGCCUGCAAAGACAUCGCUCUUCGGAAACUCACGAUGAACGUUUAAAGCAACAGCAGAGGGGAAGUAGUAUGGGUGCGGCUGGUGCUGCUCCCAGUGGUGGUAUAUUUCUAUCCAUACAUCAUGAACAUGGUCAUCAUCACCAUCAUCAUAGACAUCAUCACACACAUAGAAGGGGCGGCAGUGGUGGUGCUCCUCCCAUAGCCAGCAGUGGUUCGGUGGUUGUUUUGGGUUCGGGUGUCAAUACCAGUGAUAGUUUCGAUGUCGAUGACAUGGAAUUGGGCUUGGGAGGCAGUGCCAAUGUUGUGGCUCAUGGCAGUCAUCUGAGUGGAGAUGGUAGAAUGAGAGCUUUACCGUCAUGGAUUUUGGGAUCCUCUUCGGAUGUUUUCAUAGAAGACGAUAGUUUUACUAAAUCCGAUUUGGGCAUCGAACAAUUAGACGAUCGUAGCGCCUCAUCCUCCACACGUGUUCAUCCUCAUGCCAAUCAGUAUCGUUUAAAUCAUUCACAUCAAACUGCACGUGGUGCCAACAUAACAAAAGAUCCCAUUUAUACAAUAUCAGCUUUGCAGCUGCACAAACGACCCCGUCGAGAAGGAGCCAUUAAGCGACGCAGACACUCGAAUGCCACUACGUUAUUUAAAACGCCCACAGAUAGUUCCUCAAAUGUUGGCAGCCAGCCGACGACCACUACAACGGUACGACGCAUUAAAAGUGCCGCUUUAGAAGUGGCCUGUCCUCGACCCUCAGUAUCGAAUUUAUGUCCACAUCCCAAUAGUGUGGAGGCCAUCAAUGGCCAACAACAAAUAAAAAAUCCUCAAAAUGCUUUGCUGCCACCGCCCAGCAAGUGUUUAGUACGCAAUCCUCAUUUGAAUUUGUGUCCCAAAUUUGGUGGCAGCUUUGGCGGCAGCUCAACAAACAGUAGCCUGGACUUUGGCUCCACCAACGCUUUAAUAGACCCCGUCUUUGAGCUAAAAGAACAAAAAGAGAAACAAAAAAAUCGGGAAUUAAAGAAAAGCGAAGAUUUGGAGAAGAGUCUGGAAGAGCCUAAAGAGAACAAAACGAAAACGGAAGAUAUUUUGGAUGAUGAAUCUCUGGGUGCAGUGGGUGGUGUGUGUCCCCAUCAUUUUCUGCAUUCGCAUGCCCAUCGGCAGCAUCAUCAUAGUGCCGAAUCGGAUGUGGGUCAGAUAUUGAAUGACAAUAAAAACGAUGAAGACGAAGAUGAAAGUGAACAGCACAACGGUGAUAAUGAUUCGGACAAUAACGAUGAGGAAGAAGAUGAUGAAGAAGACGACGACGAUGAUGAGGAAGAGGAAGAUGACGAUGAUGAAUUUAAGGAUUUCGAUUAUAAUGUCGAGCAUAUUUUGGAGGUUUUAGAACACACCCACAAUCAGCUGGAUGAUGAUUUAAGAAAUCAUCAACAGCAGCAGCAAAAACAAAUUGAAAUGAACAAACUUAAAAUCGAAAAUGAGGUGGAGGAUGCCAGUGUUAUGAAGCCAGAAGAUGAUGAAGAGGACGAGGAUGAUUUGGAACACGAAGGUGGUGCCAUAGCCUUAAGAGAACGUUUACAUUCCACAGAUUCUGAAACAGAUAAUAACGGUUCUAGGUCACCUUUAUUGAGUAGCAACAAGAAGUGGGUGUGCACACCCAAAGACAAGAACAAUGAUAAAGCCUUGAAAGAAGAAGUCAAAGCGGUACAAAAACAAAAGCAUUCCCUUAACAGCAAACAAAUAAAUAUGGCCAAACUGGAGCAGCCAGAUGGAGAUCCACAGGCUGCCCCAGCUGCUGCUGUGGCGGCUCAACAAAAUCAAAAUAAUCUCAGAAGAAAUGAAGCCGAUUCGGGUUGUCCUUCCAGUGAUUGUGAACAAAUAAGUGCCAGUUCUAAAGAUGUCCUAUUGUCCUCCAUGGAAUUGCCAAAAUCCAAUAAAGAUAUUGAAGCAAGUGAAAAAUCGAAACACUCAUUAGACAUGCCUGAAACCUCCUCUAAUUCAACAGCGGUGGGCAAACGUUUAGGAGCCAUACCCAAACAAGUGCAAUAUAGAGAAAUAGAUGAACGUGUGGCCGGGGAUUCUUUGCAAUUGACCGGCUGCUCGCAUAACUAUAAACGUCAUGCUGGCAACUGGAGCUCUGUGGCCCCCUCCAGCCAAUCCACACAAACCUCCUCGGCCUUAAAAGGCAUUUCAAGAACCUCCUCAUCUUCCAAUAGCUCACACAGUGUUAGUGCUGAAUCAUUUACCGCUGAUAUACACAAAAUGUUGUGGCUCAUGCAUGGUGGGGCGGUUGAUGAUCGUGGUAGACCGGUUAAUACGGAAAAUUUUGCCACCAUACCUCCUCCCAAUCAGGGCAACAUGUCAAAUGCUCAUUUGCAGUUCUAUCAAGAUGCUUUGAAAGCCUUAAACUCUGCUUCCUCGGCUGAAAGACUGGCCUUAACCGAACGCUUGUAUCACCGAGAGCAACUGCUGAGACGCAGCUCGCGCCAACGCGAUGCGGAUUCAAAUCACAGCAAUGCCAUAGAACAGUGGCAUAUUGAUAGCAAUGAAACGGUGCCGCACAUUAUAGCAUCAAACGGUUCUCGCUCCACUCCCCUAACACAAGUCAUGAUCGAUUCACCUUCCUCUUCAAAUGUAUUAAAUAAUCGUAAUGUCAGCACCGCCACCACGGUAUCGUUAAAGGGCUUCAUCCAAGAAAUCAUUAAUGAUGAAUUGAGGAAUUUGGGUUCCGCCCAGAGGGUGGGCUCUACCCCUUUGACGGCUGCCAACAAUAAUGCCACCAUGGCUGCCAUACUCAAUGUCGAAGGUCGUCAUAUAGAAAACUAUGAGUAUUGGCGUCCAGCCUGCAUGUUGACCGCGGAGAAACCCAUUGCGCCAAAAUCAUUCUACAAAUACCGCUUUAAGCUGGGCAACUAUAAGCAAGAAUUUAAAAUCUCCAUGGAUCGUUUAGAGCUGUUGGCCUUGUUCGAUCGUGAUAUUCAUUGGAUACACAUCCUGCUGUCGGUGUUACUCAGUGCUGCCGUGGCCUAUUUGGGCUCAUCCAUACUACAGCACAACUACUAUAAAGAUGUGUUCGCCUUUUUGUUUUGUGCUGUCAUAGCGGGUUCACAAUAUUCUCUACUGAAAAGUGUACAACCAGAUGCUGCCUCUCCCAUACAUGGCUUCAACAAAACAGUGGCCUACUCACGCGCCAUAUACUUUUGCAUGUGUUCGGGCUUAUUGCUGAUAUUUCAACGUUUGAAAGUUGAAUACGAUGGGGCCGCGUUGAAGGGAGAACCCCAGCCGGAAUAUACAUUUUUCGGUAUAGAGUUUCAACCCGCCCAAGUGAAUGGCUUGGUUUUACAAGCUCUCUAUAUAUUUUUAUUAAGUUUUCCACUGAUAUUCUCGUUGGGUUUGUUUCCACAAAUCAACACGUUUACCAUGUAUCUAAUGGAACAGAUUGAUAUGCAUGUGUUUGGCGGUAAUGCUGCGGGCAGUUUGAUGGGUUCUGUUUUAUGUGUGAUACGUUCAUUUUUGGGUGUCAUGCUGCUAUACGGUCCUCUAUAUGCCGCCUUUAAUGAAGGCAAAGGCACUCAGCACAUAAUAUUCUCCAUAUUUUGUGCUCUCUUGGUACCUUUGGGCUACCAUUUGUCUCGUUCGGCCAGUGAUUUUAGCCAUAUCUGGGCUAUAGUAAAGAAUUGCAUAAUGUCCACUUACCACGAAGAUGACGACGAGUUAAGCAGCACCAGCACACAAAAAUUAACCUCCAGUACUCCUAAAAGAAAUUCCACAAACAAGAAACGUGAUGAGGAAAACACACAACAAAGUGAAAAUAUCGAAAUGUCUUCUUUAGAGAAAAUAGGUGAAAAUAAUGAAACUCCCGAGGAAGAGGCGGAUGCUGAUAAAGAUCCUAACUCUUUAACACAAAAACGUAGCAAAUCCAAGGCCUCUUCACUAGGCAGCAGUAGUCAGACUUUGGGUAAAACCUUGUCUACCAGCAAAAAGGCCAUAACAGCUUCUUCCAGCUCGUGUAAUUCCAAUUUGGAAACCGAACCCAAUAUUAAAGAGGAAGAGGAAACAGAGCAUCAUCAAAGCAAAAAGGAAAAUACCACAAAUCCCUCAAAGGAAACCGAAGCAGAUAAAAUGUCCACUUCCUCCACCACCAAUCCCGCCGAAAUGUCUACUUUGACGGGUGUCAUUAAUGAAAAUGACAAUGAAGUGUUCACCAUGAAUUGUAAUGAUGUCUCUAAUGCCGAAACCGAAAGUAGUUCCGAUCCAUUGCCCAAAAAGCUGCAAUACACUGUAAAUACACGUUUGAAAAAUGAUUUUGUGGUGACUAUCUUCUUGGCUGUGGUUGUGUUGGGCUUGCAUUGCAGUACCGUGUUUACGGUAUUGCAGCCCGAUUUAAAUAUAGUAUUAUAUGGUUUUACCGGAGCCCUGGGCUUUCUCUUGCACUACAUUAUACCGCAAAUGCGCAAACACAUGCCCUGGCUGUGUUUUGCCAAACCUUUGCUGCGGCAAAAGGAAUAUGGCCGCUAUGAGGUGUGUCAUGCUCCCAAGAUUAUGUGGUUUGAAAAGUUCUAUAUUUACUUGUGUUUGCUGGAGAAAAAUGUGUUAUUUCCCUUGUUGGCCAUAUCGGCUUUGACAGCGGAUGCCUCGGUUAUAGCGGCCAAAUAUGGCAUAGCCUGGGGUACUUUAAUAGUGGCGGUUUGCGCUUUGAAAUUUAUACGCAAUGCCUAUUCGGAUCCUACCAACCAGUACCUGAUCGUUAUGUUUACGGUAUUAUUCUUUCGCAUUGAUUUCGCCGUGGCUUCGGAAACCUUUCUCAUCGAUUAUUUUUUCGUUUCGCUGGCUUUUAGGAAGUGCUGUGAUUUCUUUUUGAAGCUUCAAUUUAUAGUCACUUAUAUAGCACCUUGGCAAAUAACUUGGGGUUCAGCAUUUCAUGCUUUCGCCCAACCCUUCAGUGUGCCCCAUUCGGCCAUGUUAUUCUUACAGGCUGGCAUUUCCUCAUUACUCUCAACACCCCUGAAUCCCUUUCUGGGCAGUGCUAUAUUCUUGACAUCCUACGUGCGUCCCAUAAAAUUCUGGGAACGUGACUACAAUACCCGUCGCAUAGAUCACUCGAAUACACGGCUUAGCUCACAACUCGAACGUGAUUUGGGGGCCGAUGAUAACAAUUUAAAUUCCAUAUUCUAUGAGCAUUUGACACGUUCCCUACAACAUUCGCUGUGCGGCGAUUUGCUCAUGGGCCGCUGGGGUAAUGUUAAUCAGGGUGAUUGUUUUGUUUUGGCUUCGGAUUAUUUAAAUUGUUUGGUCCAUAUCAUCGAGUUGGGCAAUGGUUUGUGUACCUUUCAAAUGCGCGGUUUGGAAUUUAGGGGCACCUAUUGCCAACAGCGUGAGGUAGAGGCCAUAACAGAGGAUGUUGAGGAUAAUGAUGGUUGUUGUUGCUGUGAUCCUGGUCAUUUGCCUCGUAUGCUUAGUGCCAAUGCCAUGUUUUCUACACGUUGGCUGGCUUGGCAGGUGGUGGCUUCCCAGUAUGUAGUGGAGGGCUACUCCAUAUCGGAUAAUUUAGCCAGUGCUACAUUGCAAGUAUUUGAAUAUCGCAAGGUUUUGAUAACCUAUUAUGUCAAGAGUAUUAUUUAUUACGUUAUUAAAAAUCCCAAAUUGGAUGAAUGGUUAAAUUCAGCGGUUAUACAGGAGGCCUUACAGCACACCAUGAGCCGCCAAUUUGUGGACUUGGAUCCUAUUUUUAAUUUUAAUCUAGAUGAGGAUUUCGAUUUUCGUGCCGUGGGCAUAACACGCACCAGUUUUUGUUAUGUCUACUUGAGUUGGUUGAAUUAUUGUUAUGACAAACGCAAGGAAUCUCUUAAUACCACACAGAACCCUACACAAAAUCCCACACCCACUUCGGGUCAGGGUGUAACCACCCAGCAGCCCCAACCAACGGCGGCAGCUUCUACCAGUACUUUGGCUAGCACGCCCAAUCUGUCGACGGCCCAGCAGAAGUCUCAGUCUCAGCAGCAGCUAAAAAUCAGGCCCCAGAAAAGUGCCACCAUGACUGGCAGUAAUGAGGGUGUAGUCAAUUCGGUAGACCAAAUGGCCACCUCACACUCCUUGGCCAACAUCUCACGCCAGACCUCAGAAAGUGCCCCUGGAUUAACCUCCACUACUACCCCUUUAACUAGAUCCAGUAAAUCGGCUCCCUCGGGCAGUAAGCAUGGCUAUCAAAAGGGUGACUACUCACCCUCGGCUAGGCAAGAAGCUAGAGCCGCCUCGGCUGAACCUUCCAGAGGAGGAGCCGCUCAAGAGAAACCUCCACAAAUCAAACUAAAAGUACCUUCCAUAGCUAAAGACUCGCCCAUAGUUUCACUUUGUUUGGCUUUAAGCCUUUUGGCGCGCCGUUCCUUGGCUACUGCUUCGCACAGCUCGCUCACCGGUGUAGAAUUCUUUCUGCACGGCCUUCAUGCUCUCUUCAAGGGAGAUUUUCGCAUAACUUCGCCCCGGGACGAAUGGGUAUUUGCUGAUAUGGAUCUGUUACAUGCCGUGGUAGCUCCGGCCGUUAAAAUGGCCCUAAAACUGCAACAAGAUCACAUCUCUAAUCCCGAUGAAUUUCGGGAUCCCGAUGCUCUAUUCGAAGCUAUUGAUACCUGUUCCAAAGAUUUGGUUAUAUCCCAUGAAGCCGAUCCCGUGUGGCGUAGUGCGGUUUUGAGGGGAGCUCCCAAUCUGCUGGCUCUGCGUCAUGUUAUGGAGGAUGGUUCCGAUGAAUACCGUAUUAUACGUUUAACAAAACGUUUCCUGACCUUUCGUGUUAUAAAACUUAAUCGUGAAUGUGUGCGUGGCUUGUGGGCUGGCCAACAGCAGGAAUUGAUUUAUCUGCGCAAUCGUAAUCCCGAACGGGGCAGCAUACAAAAUGCCAAGCAAGCUUUAAGGAAUAUAAUAAACUCUAGCUGUGAUCAACCCAUAGGUUAUCCCAUUUAUGUUUCGCCCUUAACCACUUCGUAUGCGGACACUAAUGAACAGCUAAAAGAUGUUAUAGGAGGUCCCAUAACGCCGGAAGCCAUCAAGACCAACAUUUUGGAAUGGUGGCAUCACAUCAGAGAGAAAUGUCGCCAGGGCUGUAGCUCGGGUUCUUCGAUAGAAACUACCCAUUUGGGUUUACCCUCUGGAGCCUGUAGUAAUCUGGGCGAAAGUGGUGAUUUAAGACCAGUUUAUAUUUCGCCACCCAUUUAUAACACACUGACCGCUAGUACAAUGUUUAGUUUAGCCGCUACGGGAGUACCUGGAGCUACUUUAAGCUCACAAUUUGGCAGUGAUGGCUUAUCGUCCAUGCGCAGCUCCAUAACCGUCAUAAAACCCUCCUCCACCACUUUGUUGGCGGGCCUGCUCAAUCGCGAACAGGAGUUGCUAAGAGAGGCCCGCUCAACCACCAACAAACAACAGCUUUCCUCUUCCAGCAUUAGAUCUUCCGAGCGCGAGCGUAGAGCUACUCUACCCAUAGCCAGCACUAGUUCCGUAUUGCCCGAAGUCAUUAAAGAUUCAGAUGAUUCUACGCAGACUUUGGAUAAAGAUGCCUCGAAUGAUAGUGUGGCUGGUGGUGGUGGGGGAGGUUGUGUUGGUGUGGGGGCAAAUUGUGCAGCUUCUGGUAGCCCGCGUUAUACAAAAAUCUAUUGUUCCUCGGGCAAUCUUGGUAUUGGUAAUAUAAUUACUAAUCCCGGUGAUUACCCGCGUAAAACAAAAGGUCCUAUCUGUUUAACAGCGGCUGCAGCAGCCGUGCAACAAAAUUCCCCUCAAACAAAUGCCAAUACAAAUCAAACGGGCCUCGCCAUAGUGGCAGCCGCCGGUGAAGUACAAGCCUGCUCCAGUAGAACAACAUCAGAACAGCAAACGGCCCAGCCUAGAUUUGCUUUAUUCGAGAAGGUUAUCAUAGUGGAUGAAAGAGAGAUCUUCCAUAACAUCGAUCAAUGCCGGCGCAUUGUUUGGCCCUUUGAAGCUUUACGCCGCAAGGGUGGCCGUUUGUCAUGGGAUGGCUGGGAACCUCGGGCCGGCAUGGUGGGCUAUGUCAUACACAUUUGGCGGCCCAAUCAUCCCAACAAAAUGUAUCGCACCCCCCUAAAUCGUGAUGUCUAUCUCAUAGAGAUUGGUAAAAACUAUGUUCCUGUAACUGCCAGCGGUCUAAGACAAUACAAUCAAGCCAUGGAUAGCAGCCAAAAAGAAUUGGAAACUUCACGCCGUAACUCCCUGCAAAGAGAAAUGACUGAACUGAGGCAGCAGCAAGCCGAUCGUGGCCUCACGCCCAUCUUAGGCAGUAGUCUAGAAUCGCCCACCUCUCUAAUGGCCGAAGGAGGAGGACGCAAUUCAUCGUUGGGCAACAAAUCCAAAAUACAAGCGGUGAGUAGUAGUUCGUCUGAGGACGAAAGUUGUCUAUUGAAUUUACAAAAAGAACGCCAAGAAGAAUAUCUAAAGAAUCUAUGGCAACAGGUCGUAGAACAAGAACAAACUAUAAAAGAUGAAAUACAAAAUGCUACUGCUACGAAUGUAACAAAUACAAAAAAUACCACAAAUCAGCUAGCCAGAGAUCAAACUACAAAUACAGAGGAUAUAGAAACACAACUUGUUAAAAAUAAAACUAUACAAACAGUUAACAAACAGACUGAAAACAUUAUAACUGCCCCGCCCCUAACAGAAGAACAAAUGCUAGCCAAAGAGUCUGCCUCAGAUGACUCGGGUAAUAGUUGUGCUAAAGAGUUGGUAGAACAGCUGGUAGAUCAUGUGGUAGAUGAGUUGUGUGUCAAAGUAGAAACUGAAAUGGAUAUAGUAGACUCACCGAAAAUAGUAGAGGAAGAGAAUCAUGUGAAAAUUAUUGAAAUUAAGGGCGACAAUAUUUCGGAUAUAGUGGGGGAAGAGGAAGUGGAUGAGGCGGGAAAUGUUAGUAUAGUGUAUAGCAUUUAAAUGUUGUACCUGCAAAACGGUAUUAAACAAAUUGAGAGGAAAGGGGCAGGGGGAUCUUUUAAAAAUGAGGAGCGUUUUACAGAAUUCUUGAAAAUUAAAGUGUAAAACUGUUUUGGUUUUGCUUUUCCAAUAGUUUAAAACUCUUUGCCUUUGGAACUAAGCAAAAUUAGUUCGAUAUAAACAAAAAUUUGAAACAUAACCUGCAAAACAUGGUGGGCAAACAUAACCACACAAAAAAAAAUUCAAAUUGGAUUUUAACACUUUUUUGUAGCUGAACUUGUAAAGUACAGUUGUAUUUAUACUUUUAUAGAAUUUUCAAACUCUUCGCUAUUAAAAAUAAGCAAAAUCAGUUCGAUAAAAACAAAAAUGUUAAGCAUAACCUAACAAAUUAAGUUAAAAACUCCAUUUGUAUUGAAACAGAUUAAUGAUGUUUAGAAAAGUAAGCUAAAAAGGCAGAUUUAUGAUGGUCAUGAUCCAAACAAUUUAAUAAUUAAAGUAUUUUGGAGCAUAACCUAAAAAAAAUUGGAUAAAACCUCUAUUUUGAUAAUUUUUCGAAAAUUUUGUUAAUUUUUGUUAAAUUGAAACAUACUUUUUCUUUAUUCUAGAGGUCUUCAGUCUUGGGCAUUAAAUAUGAGUGAAAUUAGCUCAAAAAUUAAAAAUUUUUGAAACAUAACCUCAAAAAAAAAAAAAAACGGAAGAGUAGCUCAAUUUAGUUAAUUUUUGUUUAUAAUUUCUUAAAUUAAAACUGAAUUAUGAAGUUUUCUAAAGUUCCUUACACUUUGGACUUAAAUGCGAGUGAAAUUAGUUGAAUUAUGAAAAAAUGGAAAUUUAACCUCAAAAAAAGGAAGAAAAUU
Calliphora vicina (urban bluebottle blowfly) is the source of this 11687-nucleotide messenger RNA. It is a transcript of the gene pcx, whose product is annotated as pecanex. The record is from RefSeq and is a predicted model, not a curated record. The transcript has 10 exons. Lineage: Eukaryota; Metazoa; Arthropoda; Insecta; Diptera; Calliphoridae. Gene Ontology annotation, biological process: endoplasmic reticulum organization. Bases 754 to 10833 code for a protein of 3359 amino acids. Gene Ontology annotation, cellular component: membrane; endoplasmic reticulum.